GAAAGUCGGAGCUGAAAUCGGAGCCGGCCGAAACGUGGGAAGGGGAGGAGGAAAGGGAGGAAGAGGGAGAGGAAGAGGGAGCCGAGAGGCCGGGAGAGGGAAGGAUCGAGGCCGGGCACCCGGGCGGCUCCGAACCUGCCGCUUGCCCCGGGUGGGGGAGGUGGCCCCGGAGGAGCGGGAGGGCGCGGGACAGUGGGAUCCUUCCCCAGAGCUGAGCAGCCGUUCCCCCGCAGCUCCCCACCGUCUUCGGUGGCCAAGAGCGCGCACCCACCCUUCCGCGGGACCUGCUCCCCUGCCAGCGACGCCCCGCGCUUCGCUGCCAACCUGGGACGUGCUUUGCGCCCCCUGCCCACGGGACCCUCGAGGCUUCCCCUUUCUUCCCGGUUUCCCGGGCUUGACCCUCCCCCAGGGAGGAAGAGGGAUAGGAUCGCUCCCGGAGCACCGAAACCGAGAGCGGGAGAGCCGGAGUGGGCGCUGCGCUGGGGCAGAGGCUCGGCUGCUAAGCCCGGGUGCGCUGCGCGGCCAGCCCACCCCGCCCACCCCGUCGGACUGGGGUGCCCGGCAGGAGAGCGAGGUCCCCACUGCUGUACAGCCGGCAGGCGUCGGCUGAGUCGGGAGCGCCCUCGCCUGCCCCUCCGCCGCCCCAGCGGAGCCAGAGAAGCGCGCAACAUGAGUGGCGGCGAAGUGGUCUGCUCCGGAUGGCUUCGCAAGUCCCCCCCGGAGAAAAAGUUGAAGCGUUAUGCAUGGAAGAGGAGGUGGUUCGUGUUACGCAGUGGCCGUUUAACCGGGGAUCCAGAUGUCCUGGAGUAUUACAAAAAUGAUCACGCCAAGAAGCCUAUCCGUAUCAUUGAUUUAAAUUUAUGUCAGCAAGUCGAUGCCGGCUUGACAUUUAACAAAAAGGAGUUUGAAAACAGCUACAUCUUUGACAUCAACACCAUCGACCGAAUUUUCUACUUGGUAGCCGACAGUGAGGAAGAGAUGAAUAAGUGGGUUCGCUGCAUUUGUGACAUCUGCGGCUUCAAUCCGACAGAAGAGGAUGUGAAGCCCCCUGGCAGCUCCUUACCUGCGCCGGCGGACCUGCCUUCAGCUGCAACGGCGACCUCGGCGUCCGCCCAGGCGGACUCGUCCUCUGCUGCCCAGCCUCCUCCGUAUCAGCUCAUUAACCUUCCGCCACAUCUGGAAACUCUUGGCAUCCAGGAGGAUCCUCAAGACUACCUCCUGCUGAUCAACUGUCAGAGCAAGAAGCCUGAACCCAUCAGCCAAGGGUCAUCUUUUGUUUCUGAAGAAGGAGAGGAAUACCUACUACUAGAAGAUUUUGAAAGCAAAACGAUUCCAUUGCAAACACAUGCCGAUUCUGCGAAGUCCACCUCUUCUGAGACAGACUGCAACGAUAACGUCCCUUCUCAUAAAAACCCUGCAUCCUCCCAGAGCAAACACGGAGUGAAUGGCUUCUUCCAGCAGCAAAGCAUGUAUGACUCCCCGCCGCCGCGCGCCGCGUCCGUUUCCAUAGACUCCAGCCUCUACUACCUGCCCAGGAGUUACUCCCAUGACGUUCUGCCAAAGGUGUCUCCGUCGAGUACCGAAGCAGACGGAGAACUCUACGUUUUUAAUACCCCGUCUGGGACAUCGAGUCUAGAGACUCAACUGAGGCACGUGUCUGUGAGUUAUGACAUUCCUUCCACGCCUGGUAACACUUACCAGAUUCCACGAACGUUCCCCGAAGGGACCCUGGGACAGACGCCCAAGCUAGACCCUAUUCCAGAUAUUCCUCCGCCGCGGCCCCCGAAGCCACACCCGGCCCUCGACCGGUCCCCGGUGGAGACGUGCAGCAUCCCACGCGCCACCUCGGACCCCGACAGCAGUUACUGCGUCCCGACCGCGGGGGUGGCGCCCUCCCGCAGCAACACCAUCUCCACCGUGGACCUGAACAAGCUGCGGAAAGAUGCUAGUUCUCAAGACUGCUAUGAUAUUCCACGAACAUUUCCAAGUGAUAGAUCUAGUUCACUCGAAGGCUUCCAUAACCACUUCAAAAUCAAAAAUGUGCUGACAGUGGGAAGCGUCUCAAGUGAAGAGCUGGAUGAGAAUUACGUCCCGAUGAACCCCAACUCGCCGCCGCGGCAGCAUUCCAGCAGUUUCACAGAACCGAUUCAGGAAGCAAACUAUGUGCCUAUGACUCCGGGGACGUUUGAUUUCUCGUCAUUUGGAAUGCAAGUGCCUCCGCCUGCUCACAUGGGCUUCCGGUCCAGCCCAAAGACCCCUCCCAGAAGGCCCGUACCUGUUGCAGACUGUGAACCGCCCCCCGUGGACAGGAACCUCAAGCCGGACAGGAAAGGUCAAAGUCCUAAAAUUUUAAGACCCAAACCCCAUGGUUUAGAGCGAACUGAUUCACAAACCAUACGUGACUUUGCUACGAGAAGAAAGGCCAAGCCAGCUCCAUUAGAAAUAAAACCUCUGCCGGAAUGGGAAGAAUUACAAGCCCCGGUCAGAUCUCCCAUUACUAGGAGUUUUGCUCGAGACUCCUCCAGGUUCCCCAUGUCUCCCCGACCCGACUCGGUGCACAGCACAACUUCAAGCAGCGACUCGCACGACAGCGACGAGAACUACGUCCCCAUGCACCCCAAUCACUACAUUGAAGACUCAAAUCUUUUUGGCAGUAACAGCCUGGAUGGAGGGAGCAGCCCUAUGGUCAAGCCCAAGGGAGACAAACAAGUGGAAUACCUCGAUCUCGAUCUGGAUUCUGGGAAGUCCACUCCACCACGCAAACAAAAGACCUGUGGCUCGGGAAGCAAUGUAGCAGACGAGAGAGUGGAUUACGUUGUGGUCGACCAACAGAAGACCCUCGCUCUGAAGAGCACCCGGGAAGCCUGGACAGAUGGGAGACAGUCCACAGAAUCUGAAACGCCGACCAAGAGUGUGAAAUGAAGAUAUUCCUCCGCUGUGUCCUGAACACAAGAGAACUGAAUUGUAAAGCUAAAUCCUGUCCAACUGAAGACAACCUGACGCUUCUACUCUAGGUAGCUCCUCAGCUGAGCAGAGUGGAAGUCCAAGGACCUUUCCGACAUAAUCAAGCAGUUGAGACUGUCAAUGGUGCUUUGUGGUAUCUGAACAAUUCAUCACGUGUAGAUACGGUGGGAAAAUAGGAUUGUGUAGCUCCCAGGAGAAAAUCGGUUCCGUAGUUAACACACUUGUAGUAUUACUGUAUUUAUGCACUUUUUCAUUUAAAACAUUGGUUGGGGUAUUCCCAAAUGUACCUUAACAUAAUUUCCUUGGGAGUUGUUGGUUUUUUUUUCACACUACUCUAUAUAACAAUACUAAGUUAACUAAGCUACCUUUAUAUUUGGAAAUCGCUCUUUAAACUUCAGUGUAUGUAACAUUAAGAUGAGAAGUAGAUUCACAAUUUACCUUUCUACCUGAAACUUCAGGUGGUAAUCCUUAAACUACAGAGCAUAGUUGGAUUCAUCAUUCAAUGCCUUCCACAGUCCUAAGGAUAAUGUACAUACUGGUGUUUGGACCUAGUUCUCUGGUUCGUGUUAGUCCUCAGUGGUAGAACUUGACUAUAUUUUGUUAAUUACAGUGUUCUUAGUUCAUUGGGUGAAGAUUCUGCCGGGUGGGAUCUUGUACCUCGGGAAGACUGAGUAAUCGCACUGCCCAGUAAGCCUACAGAUCACUGAUGGCGUGAGGUGGUGAUGUGCUCUCACACGUGUGAACAUGUAUUCCACUGUACAUCAUUUGCAAGGCGUAGUUUAUGUAACUAAUCAGGUACGUACCAGGCACUGGCUGACGUGCUACUACACUGAUCGGGUUUAGACAGCUUUCGUUGUGUUCUUGUUAGUCCUGUGUCUGGUGUCCAGUCUGGAAUUAAUGAAACAGUUGACAUUCACUGUUAGCUAUAGCAACAUACUGUGAUUUUUUAAUUAGACAGUAAUUCAGAUUUAUUACUCUAAGAAUGAAAUUCUAUCUUUUGACACCAUAGUGCCCUUUCUAUGAUUUUUCUUCACUUAAUAUUCUUCUUGGCCUUAUAUUUAAAUCCCUAUGCAAUUAAUAUUUUAUACCUGCAUUUUUUUUUAAAAAAAUAGAUGUUAUGUAAGUGAUUCUCCUAUGUAGCACCUGUUGCUUUUCCAGUAAAAAAAAAAA
Messenger RNA from Phyllostomus discolor (pale spear-nosed bat), 4134 nucleotides. RefSeq names its product GRB2 associated binding protein 1 (gene GAB1). Lineage: Eukaryota; Metazoa; Chordata; Mammalia; Chiroptera; Phyllostomidae. The transcript is spliced from 13 exons. The coding region runs from base 670 to 2922 and encodes 750 amino acids. The record is from RefSeq and is a predicted model, not a curated record.